CAUUGAUAUCGCUAAACAUGGGCUACAAAACCUAUACAUCGUUCGGACUCCCGACGUUCCUUAUCAUCAUAAUUGCUUUGUAUUUGCUGUUUACAGGUUCUGGAGAAGUGUUCGAUGUUGGUCGGUUUCUCGAGGAAACCAGCCCGUUCGUCUGGGGUUCACUCGGAAUUGGACUUUGCAUAGGCUUGAGUGUUUUUGGAGCAGGAUGGGGAAUAUUUUUGACCGGGGCAUCGAUACUGGGUGGAGGAGUAAGGACUCCAAGGAUUAGUACAAAGAAUCUGAUUAGCAUCAUUUUCUGCGAGGUGGUUGCAAUCUACGGAGUGAUCAUGGGUAUCGUAUACUCAUCCAAACUACAACCGGUGCCCGAAGCGCUGCUGUAUACAAAAGAUAACUACUUCACCGGAUAUGCACUAUUCUUUGGCGGGCUCACUGUUGGAUUGUGUAAUCUUCUUUGUGGCCUUUGUGUCGGUAUCGCCGGCAGCACUGCUGCGCUCGCUGAUGCAGCUGAUUCUACGCUGUUUGUGAAGGUACUCGUAGUAGAAGUGUUUGGAAGCGUGCUGGGACUUUUUGGACUCAUAAUCGGCCUUCUGAUGAUUGGGAAUGCGAAGGAGUUCUUACCAGGAUCGCCUGCAGUGUCUGCCGUCUCAUGACUUCAGUAUCUAGAGCAGACCCUAGCUUCCAGACACUGAAUCGUAACGGUGUUUGCGUACCAGCCCCUUGCUCUCGAAUCCGAUUUUUCAACUUGUAUAUUUUGCUUCUGUCCCUAGAAAUAUACUAAGUAUCUCCCACAAAUCUUGCAGCCCUGCAGCUGGCUAAACAGCAUUCGAUCCCAUCGUCUUGGGCCAGUUGACUCCUUUGGCGAAUAC
Molecule: messenger RNA, 866 nt
Organism: Suillus discolor
Lineage: Eukaryota; Fungi; Basidiomycota; Agaricomycetes; Boletales; Suillaceae
Product: ATP synthase subunit C-domain-containing protein
Exons: 7
Coding region: 18-650 (210 amino acids)
Biological process (GO): proton transmembrane transport
Cellular component (GO): proton-transporting V-type ATPase, V0 domain
Molecular function (GO): proton-transporting ATPase activity, rotational mechanism
Source: RefSeq, a predicted model, not a curated record